UUGAAUUAUGAUUUAAUAAAGAGCGUGGCAGAUAGAGAGAGAAGGAGAGAGAAGGAAAGGAAGGCGAAACUAUGCGAAACUCUAUUUAAGACAACUGUAAAAACAAACUCUAUUCAUUUCGGCGAGCCAAUCUAUAUAAAUAUAUAUAUUUUUCACAUGCGAAAUAGGAACUGCAACAUUUUUCCUUUCCGCUUUUGCCACCAAAACAAAAUACCCACUACGAAGGUCUUUGCUCGUACGAAACAAAACACUCGCUUCAGCACUUAACACUAAACUUGCCUCUAAAUCUAAAAUAAAAACAAGCAAACAAAUACAAAAACACCGCUCAAUCACUCAAUCAACUCAACUCAACUCAACUCAAUCAAUCAACUCAACAUAACUCAAAAUGCCGCGCUGCCUGAUUGCCAAGAAAUGGAAGGCAUAUCCUUGGCUGGAUCGCAAUAUCGAGGAUAAUGCCAACAACACACCAACAGCAACAGCUUCAAGGGAGGAGCAGCUGUCCCCAUUGCCCAAUCUGAAGUCGCGUCGCUCCACCAUGGACGACGAUGAGGAGAUCGAUGUUGUGGGCGACAAGCUAUUGACCAAAUCCGACAAGCAACGCACAAUUAUUACAGCAGCAGCAGCAACAGCAACCGCCACAGCCACAGCAGCAACAGAAGCAACAAACAACAACAACAACAACAGCACAACAGCAACAACAACAACAUCAACCACUACUGCAACAACUACGGCCAAGUGCUGGGGUCCCAGCUCCCCAACGGCGGGCACCACAGCGCCAAGUCCGCCGCCCCAUUCGCCAGAAGCAGCGACACGUGGCACAACCAAUGUCUACAAUGGCUACACACGUGAGCUGUCGCCGCUGCAUUACACCGCGUACCUGCCUCGCAUGGAGAGCGAAAUAACGGUUAUACGGGCAGCAGCCACAGCGCUUGUGGCAGCAGCAGCCAGCAACAACAACAGCAACAGUCACACAGGUGAGCAACAGCAACAGCAGCAGCAGCAGCAGCAACAUUUGGCUGCCUAUCAAACGCCGCCAUCGUCAACCACAUCGUCGCCUUCGUGUUCGCCAAAUGGCGAUAGAUUUAGUCCUGGCAUGCUGCACAUUAAGAUGGAAUCUGGACAGACGAGCAGCGAGCGCAAGUGCUUUAGCAGCACAGGUGCCACAUUGUCGCUGCCGCCAAAGAAGAAGGACAUCUAUAGGCCGUACUCGCUGGACGACAAGCCCACGCAUGGCUAUCGCAGACGUGUGCCAGCCGAGGAGGACUUGCAUGCAGCUCACGCCAUACUCGAUCUGAGUGCCUCGACAGCCUUUCAUCCGCCCACACAGCCACAUCAGCUGCAGCAGCAGCAGCAGCAGCCACAUGAGCCACAGCAGCUGCAACAGCAGCAUGAGCCACAGCAGCAACUGUUGCCGCUGCAGCAGCAGCAUCAGCACUUGCGCACCACGUCAACAAUUGCUGAGCUAGCUGCUGCAGCAAGCGUGGUCAACGAGCAGCGCCCCUUGAGCAAUGCCUCCAGCGCCAGCAGCAGCAUGCACAGCAGCAACAGCAGCCAUCACAGCAACAGCAACAGCAGCAGCAGCAAUGUGCAGAACGAGAACAGCAACACAACCAAUCAACUGCAUACUAGCCAUGGCUUGGGCCUGGGCUUGGGAUUGGGCCUCUCUCUGGAAUGCCAUGCCGAGCCAGACUUGGAUGCCGAUGGCGAUGCGAGCGGUCAGGCAGCGAAAACCGUUGCCUACACCUACGAGGCCUUCUUUGUAAGCGACGGGCGUUCCAAGCGCAAGCAUGUGGCCGAUCCAGCUGCCGUCGUUGUGCAGGAUCAGCAAAAAACCAAAUACACCUGCUCCGAGUGUGGCAAGCAGUACGCCACCUCCAGCAAUCUGUCGCGCCACAAGCAAACGCAUCGCUCCCUCGACUCACAGUCAGCUAAAAAGUGUCAUACCUGUGGCAAGGCGUAUGUCUCGAUGCCCGCUCUGGCCAUGCACGUGCUUACACACAAGCUCUCUCACAGCUGCGGCGUUUGCGGCAAACUCUUCUCACGGCCCUGGCUGCUGCAGGGUCACCUGCGCUCCCACACAGGCGAGAAACCCUACGGUUGUGCGCAUUGCGGCAAGGCCUUUGCCGAUCGCUCCAAUUUGCGAGCUCACAUGCAGACGCAUUCGGUGGACAAGAAUUUCGAGUGCAAGCGCUGCCAUAAGACAUUCGCUUUGAAAUCGUACCUAAACAAGCAUCUGGAAUCGGCCUGCCUCAAGGACGAAGAGGAGCUAAUGAUGGCCAUGUCGCUGCAUGGCCACACCGAUAGCAAUAGCGAAAGUGGCGCCAGCUUGGCAUCGCCUCCGCACGAGUUCCUCGAACGGGUCAAGGUGGAGGCACCUGCCGGAGUAGCAGGUGUUGGCAUCACCUAUGCCAUCUAAAUGUUGAGUAAGUGUGCCAUUGCCAAAAACAAAAACACAAAACCAAAAAAAAAAAAAACCAAAACAAAAACAAAGUAAAAGCAAUGCCCUUGUUAAUUGAUCGUUAAUGUUGAAAAUCAGUUAUCGAUAGCAGUUUUUAUAUAUACAUAUAUAUAUAAAGAAUACGAUCACAAUACGUCCAAAAGCAAGUGUAGUAGAGUAACACAGAGACUGUAGAAAUUCGCAUUAGAAAACCAUUAAACAAAAA
This is a messenger RNA of Drosophila hydei, 2663 nucleotides long. RefSeq names its product zinc finger protein 37. Lineage: Eukaryota; Metazoa; Arthropoda; Insecta; Diptera; Drosophilidae. Gene Ontology annotation, molecular function: RNA polymerase II cis-regulatory region sequence-specific DNA binding; DNA-binding transcription factor activity, RNA polymerase II-specific. Bases 386 to 2416 code for a protein of 676 amino acids. The transcript has 2 exons. Gene Ontology annotation, biological process: regulation of DNA-templated transcription. The record is from RefSeq and is a predicted model, not a curated record.